Molecule: messenger RNA, 759 nt
Organism: Ectocarpus siliculosus
Lineage: Eukaryota; Phaeophyceae; Ectocarpales; Ectocarpaceae
Source: the annotation of a GenBank genome assembly
AUGACAGGCGUGGCGCUGAGCUCGCUGCACAAGUUCCUCCUGUACGGCUUCAUCCGGAAGGACUGCCCUCGCGUGAAGGAAGGGAUAACCCUCGUGGCACAGGCCAUCAGCAGAUGCCACUUCGAGGAGACCGACCCAGAGAGCGACGAGCUGGUGCUGAUGAAGCUCUUGGAGCUCUCCGCGCUGUGCCUGAGGUGCGAAGUGGGAGACUUGCUUACCGACGAGAGCUGCUGGAACAUCUUCGUGGCCUGCUACAACCUCUACCACAUCACCACGGACGACAAGUCGUUCGGGCUCCUCCGGGACACUGCGGGCAACACCCUGGCGCACAUCGUGCUGAUGCUGUUCAGCCGCCCGCGGGUGUCUCGAGCGAGCAAGUCGGCGGCACCCGGCGGGGCAGCAACGGCUGACGCAACAGUAGCGGCGGGCGGCGCCGUCCUCCACGAAACUCUGGGCCAGAAAGCGGGAGCAGAGGCGCGGGACUGUCCACCGACGGAACCAUCAAAAGCCCCCCCGACGCCGGGCGGCGAUAGAGACGGGCUGGCGCAGGCUAGCCCCCCCCCCCCCCCCCCCCCCCGGGUGUGGGGCCCCCGGGCCUCCUCCAAAGGAGGGGACCAAGAAGGGAACCACCACCGCCAAAAAAACCCCUUUGGGGGGGGAAAGGGGGUGGCCCCCCCCCUAAAAAGGGGGGAAGAAGAAGAACCCUGGGCCUCCCCCCACCGAACCCAACAAGAAGGGGCCCGCCCAAGGGUCCAAUAA